This is a messenger RNA of Folsomia candida, 5351 nucleotides long. Its product is annotated as protein kinase C-binding protein NELL1. The record is from RefSeq and is a predicted model, not a curated record. The transcript is spliced from 15 exons. The coding region runs from base 272 to 1717 and encodes 481 amino acids. NCBI's taxonomy places the organism in Eukaryota, Metazoa, Arthropoda, Collembola, Entomobryomorpha, Isotomidae.
AAAUACCACUCCUUUCCAGAAAGAAGCUCAGUCAAGACAAAGACAAUCGACUAAGGAGGACAUUUCUCUGCUAAAGUGAUUUUUGGGUUUGAGGUUGGAUUUAAAAUGAAAUUACUCCACGUCGUUAUUUUACUGGGGGUGAGUUUCUUGGGGUUUAGCUGGUCGGUGUGCCAGGCUCAAUCGACUACCCAGUCGACUACCUGUGUGGUGGGCGAUCCAGACAGGUGCCCCCCUCGUGGCGGUUGCGGGAGUGAAAACUUUUCGUGCCCGAAUGGCGGGCCCUUGUGUAAUAGAACGUCGCACUGUUGUCAGUGCGUUACAAACCAGUGUCAAGAUACGGCUGGCUGUAACUGGAUGUAUUGUCCGGAUGGGGAAACUCCUAAUUGUAUUCUCAAGAGGGAGGGGACACAGUGCGUCUGUAUUAAUGCUAAUUACUGCUCUCCAAGUAAUGACCGAGAAUGCCCGCAAGACAAAUUUCCUCGCAACAGUGUUGCAAAUUAUGACAGGAAUUGCAGUCAGGACGGAUCACAAGUUGCAAGGCUAUGUCGAGCUGACAGAUAUAGAGAAGAGUGCAUCUGUUCUCAAGCGUGCGCAACAGAAGCUGGUUGCCAACGCUCAAGUUUGUCGUGCUCAAGUUUCUUGUACCCUACUGACAAACCAUUUUGCAACUUUACAUCGAAUAACUGUCAAUGUGCUAGGAAUAAGCUACUUUUGUCGAAUUUAUAAGUGUCGGAAUACGAAUGACUGCAGUAUGUCCUGUCCGGUAGGAAAGACGGCAAGUUGUAUUCUCAAAAAGCUUGGAUCGGAAUGCGUCUGCAUUGACGAUAAUUAUUGCACAACAAACGGGACAGAAUUAUGCCCUUUCGCAAUGUUCAGUGGCGCAAGUUUUGCAACGUAUCACAGGUAUUGCUCAGAUAACCAAUCUCGAAUUCCCAGGCUUUGUAGGGCUGAUAGAAAUCGGGAAGAAUGUAAUUGUGCUCCAGGGUGUUACUACACCUCCGAUUGUGAUGAUGGAACACAAGCGACUUGCGAUACAGGAAUGCAUAUAGAAUGUAUAAACACCACGUGUAUGUGUCAUAAAGAGUGCUCAGAUGCUUCAGACUGCACAUGUAGCGGUUCUAAGAUAGCCCGUUGUAAUUGGGAUGGUAGUUGUUCUUGCGAGACUAUGUGUCAAUCUAAUGAAGAGUGCACAGCUCACCGAAAAUGUCCUCCUGGUAGGCGAAGCUGGUGCUCAGUAGAUCGUGUGUGCUCGCCCUGUCGUUUGGAGUGCAAUGCAGACCUUGACUGUUUUCGGGCAAACUGUUCAGCAAAUACGCCGUACAAAAAAUGUAUCAACCACCAUUGCGAGUGCUUGCAGUGUAUGGCUGACUCUGACUGUGCCUCCCAUACCUGCCCAACAAGUACCCCGUACAAGGUAUGUUCCGGAAACACUUGCCGUUGUAUUCAGUGUUUGGAGACAAGUCAAUGUUCUGAUUGCACUGGAUCGUCCAGGAAGCUGUGUUCGAGAGGUGGAGAUAGCAAGUGCUUGCAUCCCUAUGGAUGUGAAAGGAACUCUGACUGUGACAGAAGUAACUCGUACGGGUGCUCCUUUAUUUCCCUGGCCCCGGCAUGUUGUUUCCGUGAUUGUCAAGGGAUCAAUACUUGUCAGUGUUCACGUAAUCUCGAAGAUGUUCUGGGAUGUAGGGGUGGGGCAGAUACAAUUAUAUAUGACUGCUGAACAUCUUGUUGGUUCACCGCAUUCUUAGUGUGAGAACAAUUGCUGAAUAGAAAUUGUUUAAUCAAGGAAUUUAUCAAAUUGAACUCUACUCUCUUAUUAAACUCAACUUAAAAAUUAUGCUUAUAUUUAAUUAAAUUAUGGAUCAAUCACUACCUAUCAAAGGAUUAUUAAAUUUUUCAUUUAUUUGCAUAUAUCCCAAAGCAAUUUUUUAUGGACUAUACGCGUAGGUUGGAUUUAAUACUAUUGUUAAUGAGAAAGGUUCAACAUGGGUUGAAACCUUUCUCCGGUAUAUCAAAAUGUAAUGAGGGACGACAUUUUGUCAUUCAUAAGUUUGUUUGUGGAUUUAUGUACAUGUUUGCAAAAAUCUCGUAUAAAUUUCAUAUAAAGACAGGUCCGCCGAGAGGGAGGGUUGAUGCCACGCAAAUAUAUAAUUGGAACUAAUAUAUUGUUAUGGAUCGCUUUAAUCAUGCCCUCUCAUAGUGACUUGUUUUAAAUAACGGAUUUUAUUCAUAUUUUAUUCGAUUAUUUCCUGUUAUUAUCACAACUUCAUGUUAAUCAUCAUCAUAAUUGAUUUAUAUAAAUUGUAAUAACAUUGAACGUAAAAGUUAAGUGCACAGGAGUCAUACACAUUUGAUAUGUUUUAAAUAAACUAUUAUACACUUGGUAAAUAUAUUUAUUUGGUGACGAUGGUAUAAUUUCUAUGUAAUCUACAGUUAGAGGAGUAAGUUUCCGUACGAAAAUAUUCCAGCUUUUCAAUCCGUUCCCAUUCCUUCAUUUUCCGGUUUACGAUGCCGAAUUUUUUUGAAUGCGUGCUGAACUUAUCUGGAACACAAAAACUAUAACAAAUGUCCCGAAAAAAUUUUCGGAUUUGGCGCCAGAAUUUAAUUUCUACAUGCAAAUACAAAUCAAUGCGGAAAAAGUCUGCGUACCAUUUACAAUUAAUAUUAUUUUCGUAGUUAUAAAAAAAUAAAAAAAUAACCUAGUGAUUUGAAUGUCAUCCCCGUUAGGCUAAUCGAUCAAUAAUAUUAUGUGUGCUAUAACAUUGUAAACCCGGCUUCACUUUCCCCGAUCCAGAAAGUGAAGCCAGGUAUAGUUACACCGAUCCCACUGUGGAUCGGGGACUUGUGUCUUGACCACCAUGGAAUAAAGACUUCCACUUUCACUCGUCCCGGUGCUAACUCACAUCUUAUUAGUAUCGUCAUACAACCAUCCACAUACACACACAACUUAUUAUUUCUUCUUCUCCUUACUUUAACUGGUGACUCUGGAUGGUCCGAGGAUAUCACAUUCUCGAUAAACCGCACCCACAAUCCAAAAGGAGAAGCAAGAAGAAUUCACAUUUUGCAAAAUCUGUCCACCCUCCCACCCGAUACGCCAUUUUCAUCACAAACUCGUUUAGGAACAAAAUCCACCAAUACCAACACCAAAAUCCAAACAAAAAGGUCAACAUCCUCUGCAUGCCUCACCCGUCACACCCACUGGAUGGGUCACCAAUCCCUCACAAAAUUCGUCAUACAUGCACGCCCGUUCUCCACCUACCAUCUUCGCGUCUAUGUGGCACCAUAUUCCAAAUUACUGCAGUGAACCAAUUUGACAAAUUCCAGACUCAUCGAUCGGCUUCAACGACUCGGCCUCGAGACGUUCGUUCAUCGCCCCGGAAUUUCGAGCUCAAGGGCAUCUCCAAAACUCGCCAUCACUCCGCUUCUCUCUGCAUAAAUUUUGCAACAUGCAAUUACCAGAUCAAUUUCCUUUCUCCCGGAUUUACAAUACCAUUCACGACACCAUUGAUCGUCUGCCAUCACGCAAACCCACCGCAAAAAGUAUAAUAGAAGCCAAAUUUCAGACUCAUAAAAUAUUUGUUGCCCUCUGUACACUACCACUCCGUCGUACCACUACGGAACGGCUUCCUCCACACUAACUUUCCCCUACACGACGAGAAAUCUUUUGUUCCAUUAAGCGCCUCAUCCAUUUCGACCAGAAAUAAUUUCAAAUACUUCGUUACAACGAUUGGAAAUGAGAACGUCAUCUAAGCAUAAAAUUCCGUCGCCCAUAAAUGGCGUCAAAUACAUACGUUAUUAAAGCAAGUUCGAGCUACUCAACUCGUCAAUCGUGUGGCGCCGCGAGUUGACGAUGUCCGUUGCCAAGUAAUCCUUCAGUAUCGGAUAUCCAUGCACGGCAGAGGUCUGAUAGCACUAUGGGCCCUCAUAUUUACAGUUAUCUCUCAGAUUCCUGUCGAAGACGGACGGACAGCCUACAUAUACCCGGGUUCCCCACAAUGAUAAGAAAAUAAAGUACAUAAAGCAUCGCCUUCAUCCUACGUUAGAUAAUAACGGCCUCCCCCGCGCCCGUCCCACCGAUCGCCCAGACUUGGGGCACCGAUAAAAAUUCUUCGCAGGAAACCCAAGUAGUCAUAGGUCAAUAAGUCGACCACAAAUUCUUCGAAAACUUCGCAUAAACCACACCCCCGUAAGCUCCCCAGAGAUUUAUUUUUCAGUCCCACGCUUUUCAUGAAUCCAACUCCCAAUAUAUCUCCCUAAAUCACUAUUUUUAUAAACUGUACCCUCAAAAUAAAACUCGCCCUAAAAUAUAUACAAUUAUGUACAACCAAACGGAAAUUGAAACCCAAACGUAUUCCGCAAGCCGAAAAUUUUCCGUUUGAACAAUUGCCCCCCCAAGUAAACCCCCACUCCAAAAUAUAUACAUACAUAUGUACAACGCAAUGGAAAUCGAAACGCAUCCCUCAAAGGCCGCAAAUCCUGAAUUUAACAAUUGACCCCUCAAAGUAAACCCCCACCCCAAGAUAUAUACAUACAUAUGUACAACACAAUGGAAAUCGAAACGCAUUCCUCAAAGGCAGCAAAUCCUGAAUUUAACAAUUGACCCCUCAAAGUAAACCCCCACCCCAAGAUAUAUACAUACAUAUGUACAACACAAUGGAAAUCGAAACGCAUUCCUCAAAGGCCGCAAAUCCUGAAUUUAACAAUUGACCCCUCAAAAAACAAUAUUGCGUAAAUUAUAAGUCAUAGAUAUACAUAUCCCCCUCCUGUCCGAUGAGUACUCGACGCCCAAAAUUCGCUCUGUGAUUCCACUUUGGGUUUGGAAGUAAGAAAUCAUAAACGAAUUUGAUCGUCGUUAAUUUCCAAGCUUUGUAAUCAAGUGAAUGGAAUUUACUGGAUUUACCCGACCUUUUAUUUUCAGUCAUUUCCAUUAUAUUUAAGAUUCAUGCAGUACCAUUCAACCUUGUGAUUCCAAAGUAAACUCGAGUGCAGCGAGUUUUAUAGUGGUGGAUCACACAUAUCCUGCAUCAUUGUAUGAAUACCAAUAUUGAAUAGAAAGUUGAAUUGUACAGCAACUACGAUAUAUUGUAUUUAUUUCGUAUUUUUGCAAACCAUCUGUUACAUGGGAUACAGCACAGUUUUGUUCAUUUGGAUAAAAGCAGUUGACAGUGGAAGUCAACUUGUUAAGGAAAGAGCCGUUAGGCUAAUCGAUCAAUAAUAUUAUGUGUGCUAUAACAUUGUAAACCCGGCUUCACUUUCCCCGAUCCAGAAAGUGAAGCCAGGUAUAGUUACACCGAUCCCACUGUGGAUCGGGGACUUGUGUCUUGACCACCAUGGAAUAAAGACUUCCACUUUCA